Molecule: messenger RNA, 3943 nt
Organism: Mugil cephalus (flathead mullet)
Lineage: Eukaryota; Metazoa; Chordata; Actinopteri; Mugiliformes; Mugilidae
Exons: 2
Coding region: 74-3466 (1130 amino acids)
Molecular function (GO): protein binding; zinc ion binding
Source: RefSeq, a predicted model, not a curated record
UGAGAUCAGAGCUCACAGUAGUUUCACUUCUCAGAAAAAGAAACUCACAGAGUCACUGACACUGAGAGCAGAGAUGGCGCAGAAAGGAGUUGAACUGGAUCAAGAAACCUUUUCUUGUUCCAUCUGUCUGGAUCUACUGAAGGAUCCGGUGACUAUUCCCUGUGGACACAGCUACUGCAUGAACUGUAUUAAACAACACUUUGAUGAAGAGGACAAGAAGAAAAUCUACAGCUGUCCUGAGUGCAGACAACUCUUCCCAUCGAGGCCUGUCCUGGUGAAAAACACCAUGUUAGCAGCUUUAGUGGAGCAGCUGAAGAAGACUGGACUCCAAGCUGCUCCUGAUGAUCACUGCUAUGCUGGACCUGAAGAUGUGGCCUGUGAUGUCUGCACUGGAAGAAAACUGAAAGCCUUCAAGUCCUGUUUAUUCUGUCUGGCAUCUUACUGUGAGAAACAUCUUGAACCUCACUAUAAGUCACCUACAUUUAAACAACACAAGCUGGUGGAUCCCUCCAAGAAGCUCCAGGAGAACAUCUGCUCUAGUCAUGAUGAGGUGAUGAAGAUGUUUUGUCGUACUGAUCAGCAGAGUAUCUGUUAUCUCUGCUCUGUGGAUGAACAUAAAGGCCACGACACAGUCUCAGCUGCAGCAGAAAGGAGUGAGAGGCAGAGAGAGGUGGAGGGGAGACGACAAAACAUCCAGCAGAUGAUCCAGGACAAAGAGAAAGAUGUCAAGCUGCUUCAACAGGAGCUGAAGGCCAUCGCUCACUCUGCUGAUAAAACAGUGAAGGACAGUCAGGAGAUCUUCACUGAGAUGAUCCAUCUCCUCCAGGAAAGAAGCUCUGAUGUGGAGCAGCAGGUCAGAUCCCAGCAGGAAAUUGAAGAGAGUCGAGUCAAAGAGGUUCAUGAGAAACUGGUGCAGGAGAUCACUGAGCUGAAGAGGGAAGAUGCUGAGCUGAAGCAACUCUCAGACACACAGGAUCACAACCAGUUUCUACACAACUACCCCUCACCGUCAAAACUGAGUCAAUCUACACACUCAUCCAGCAUCAGUAUCUGUCCUCUGAGGAACUUUGAUGACGUGAAAGCAGCUGUGACAGAGCUCAGAAAGAAACUAGAGGACAUUCUGAGAGAGACAAGGACAAACAUCUCACUGACAGUGACUGAAGUGGAUGUUUUACUGCCACAACCAGAGCCAAAGACCAGAGAUGAAUUCUUAAAGUAUUCAUUUGAAAUCACACUGGAUCCAAACACAGCACACAGAGAUCUGGUACUGACUGAGAAGAACAGGAAAGUAACAUUCAUGUUGCAACAGUAUUAUUCUGAUCAUCCAGACAGAUUCACUGAUUGUCGUCAAGUCUUGAGUAGAGAGAGUCUGACUAGACGUUAUUACUGGGAGGUGGAGAGGACAGGAAGAGUUGGCAUAGGAGUCACAUACAAGAAUAUCAGCAGAGCAGGGAAUGAAAGUGGAUUUGGAUAUAAUGACAAAUCUUGGGUAUUAUAUUGGUCCACAGACAGUUCUACAUUUUGGCACAACAAAAUCCAGACUCCCGUCUCAGCUCCUCCUUCCUCCAGAGUCGGAGUGUACCUGGAUCACAGAGCAGGUAUUCUGUCCUUCUACAGCGUCUCUGAAACCAUGACUCUCCUCCACAGAGUCCAGACCACAUUCACUCAGCCGCUCUAUGCUGGAAUCUAUGUUUGCUUAUCAAGUGCUGAGUUAAUUAACCCUUUGAAACCGAUCUGUAUCAGAGCUCAGCAUAGUUUCACUUCUAAGGAAAAGAAACUCAAAGAGUCACUGACACUGAGAGCAGAGAUGGCGCACAAAGGAGUUGAACUGGAUCGAGAAACCUUUUCUUGUUCCAUCUGUCUGGAUUUACUGAAGGAUCCAGUGGCUAUUCCCUGUGGACACAGCUACUGCAUGAACUGUAUUGAAAGACACUUUGAUGAAGAGGACAAGAAGAUAAUUCACAGCUGUCCUGAGUGCAGACAACUCUUCCCAUCGAGGCCUGUCCUGGUGAAAAACAACAUGUUAGCAGUUCUAGUGGAGCAGCUGAAGAAGACUGGACUCCAAGCUGCUCCUGAUGAUCACUGCUAUGCUGGACCUGAAGAUGUGACCUGUGAUGUCUGUACUGGAAGAAAACUGAAAGCCUUCAAGUCCUGUUUAGUCUGUUUGGCAUCUUACUGUGAGAAACACCUUGAACCUCACUAUCAGUCACUUACAUUUAAAAAACACAAGCUGGUGGAUCCCUCCAAGAAGCUCCAGGAGAACAUCUGCUCUCGUCAUGAUGAGGUGAUGAAAAUGUUCUGUCGUACUGAUCAGCAGAGUAUCUGUUAUCUCUGCUCUGUGGAUGAACAUAAAGGCCACGACACAGUCUCAGCUGCAGCAGAAAGGACUGAGAGGCAGAGAGAGGUGGAGGUGAGACGACAAAACAUCCAGCAGAUGAUCCAGGACAAAGAGAAAGAUGUCAAGCUGCUUCAACAGGAGCUGAAGGCCAUCGCUCAUUCUGCUGAUAAAACAGUGAAGGACAGUCGGGAGAUGCUCACUGAGAUGAUCCGUCUCCUCCAGGAAAGAAGCCCUGAUGUGGAGCAGCAGGUCAGAUCCCAGCAGGAAACUGAAGAGAGUCGAGUCAAAGAGGUUCAGGAGAAGCUGGAGCAGGAGAUUACUGAGCUGAAGAGGGAAGACGCUGAGCUGAAGCAACUCUCAGACACACAGGAUCACAACCAGUUUCUUCACAACUACCCCUCACUGUCAACACUCAGUCAAUCUACACACUCAUCCAACAUCAAUAUCCGUCCUCUGAGGUACUUUGAUGACGUGAAAACAGCUGUGACAGAGUUCAGAAAGAAACUAGAGGACAUUCUGAGAGAGACAAGGACAAACAUCUCACUGACAGUGACUGAAGUGGAUGUUUUACUGUCACAACCAGAGCCAAAGACCAGAGAAGAAUUCUUAAAGUAUUCAUUUGAAAUCACACUGGAUCCAAAUACAGCAAACAGACAACUGGUACUGUCUGAGUGGAACAGAAAAGCAACAUUCAUGUUUCAACAGUCUUAUCCUGAUCAUCCAGACAGAUUCACUGAUUGGUCUCAGGUCCUGAGUAGAGAGAGUCUGACUGGACGUUGUUACUGGGAGGUGGAGUGGGGAGGAAGAGUUGGUGUAGCAGUAACAUACAAGAAUAUCAGCAGAGCAGAGAAUGAGCAUGGAUUUGGAUACAAUGACAAAUCUUGGACAUUAGAGUAUUUCCUUGGAAUUUCUACAUUUGUGUACAACAACAUCCAAACUCCUGUCUCAGGGUCUUGUUCCUCCAGAGUAGGAGUGUACCUGGAUCACAGAGCAGGUAUUCUGUCCUUCUACAGCAUCUGUGAAACCAUGACUCUCCUCCACAGAGUCAAGACCACAUUCACUCAGCCGCUCUAUGCUGGACUCAGGAUUUAUUGGGGAUCCAGUGCUGAGUUGAUUAAAAUGAAGUAGACAGAGGUAACUUCAGGACCAGAGAGUUAAACCCUGUGUUUCUCUUCAUCAACUUGUUUUCUCUCCAUGUUUGUUGCUGAGAGUUCAUUGUUGUGGUGUUUCUGCUCAGAGAUCAGCUGUCAGUCAAACAUUAUGGCUGCUACCUUGACAUGUUUAAUAGUUGUUCUCUGGAUGUUUCAUCACUUUCUUUAGGUGGAGCUCUUUCCUGUGUCUGUUUAGCCAUGGAGGAUAUCACUGCUCAUGAUGACUUUUAUUUCUAUGACAAUCUAAACUUGUCUGAGCUCUAAAUGUCUGAUGAAUAUUUGUAUUGAUGUAUUUGUGUUGAUGUUGUUUCUCUUCCACUUCAUAUCAGAGGAAUCAGCAGACCUUCCUCUAUCACUGAUAUGUUGUUGAUCACUUUGUACAGAAAGAAAUCUAAGAUUACAUUUACAUUAAUGUUUUUGGUUGUUGUUGGUAUAAAUAAAAUACUGACUUCUG